AUGACGAACCAGAGCCUGGCAGGUCAUAUCACCAAGUUCCGGGUGUCCCAAACCCCACGGAUCAAGCGGAACAGACCUGCCGUUUCUUGCUCAACGUGUCGUGCGCGCAAGCAGAAAUGCGACAGACAGCAACCAUGCGGCCCAUGUCAGAAGCGUGGAGUCGAGGACUCAUGUCACCUAGACUCAACUCCGCGACCACCGCCUCCUUCGCUGGCCAAUCGUGGUAAUACCAGAGUCCAGAAUGAGCUUAGGCAGAUGCAGAGCCUUCUCCAGAGUCUCCUCAGCCAGCCUAACCAGGACCAAGCGGCCACAUCCUGUGAUACACUAGCCGCGGGUGUGGAUCGCAUUCGGCAGGCCAUCAGUGGCAAUACUUCUAGCGCUCUGACGGCUCCGCAAGUGGACCAACCUCCAGAUAUCGUAUUUGGAUCUCUCGCCAAAGCUACCUCAGAAGAUGUUCUAGCGGCUUUGCCAUCCCGCCAGUGCUCUGAUAAGAUAGUGUCAACAUACCUCAACGCAAGACACAUUGCUGUACCGUUCAUUCAUAUUCACCAAUUCCGCAGACGGUACGAAGCCUUUUGGAAUAACCCUGAAUCUGCGAACCUUCUGUGGGCAAGCAUCCUCUUCUCAGUCCUCGCCGUUGGUACCAUCAUACCGGAUGACAAGGAAGGCCGCUGCCAGUCUUCCGCAUUUAUUUCCAUGUCAGCCCGAUGUCUUGUAUCCGGGCAGUACAGCACCGCAACUGAAUUCUCAGUUGAAGCCUUGGCUAUGCACCUUCAUGCACGAUGUUUCCAUCAGGAGGACAGCAACAUCAAUCUCUCCCAGCUCCAUGCGCUGGCUGUUCGUAUCGCCCAACAGCGGGGCUAUCAUCUGGCUGGAGACGACUUCUUACAGGCUCUGACGCCUUUCCAAGUUGAAAUGAGACGGCGCGUUUGGUAUUAUCUCCAAUACUACGACGUCUUGCUCUCUCUUGAGCAUGGACUCCCGCCUGUGAUACACGAAGAUACGUACUCUAUCGGUCAUCCAACAAAUGUAACAGAUGAUGAGUUUGAUGAGGAAUCAAAAAUCAUUUUCUCUAGUCCGACGACAGAGGCCUAUGCUGCGCUCCCUUGCGUAUACAUGUCACAACUGUUACCAAUUUUGAGACGCAUUGUUUGUCACGCCCUUGGUUUCAAGACCUACAACUACAAGGACGCCCUUUUCCUCAGGUCGCAGCUCGAGACAUGGUACAGAUCGAUUCCACGCUGUCUCUGCGUGCAUUCUGUCAAGAAUACUUGCUUGACAAACACUGCCUCUGCGGCUUUGCACCGUGUCCUAUUUCAGCUCAUCUACAACACAGGAAUCGCGCUAAUAUAUCGUCCCUUCCUCAAUAUCAUGAGCCUUGAGAACAAAAAUUUCAAAACUGCGCUCGACUUGUCUCGCAAGAAUGCACUAAGAUCUAUUGAAGUGUAUAUAGAGGUUGGCCAGGAGAUGCAGAGUGGGGGAGGACUCUACCACAACCCCCAAGUCAAGGCUAACUUACCCGUCAAUGAUUUCUUUAUAACAAUGAUAAUGGCACCGCUUGAGUUUUUCGGUUGCCCCGACUUGCCGCAAAGCCAAAAGGGCUACAUUAUUCAUACUCUCGAAACUGCAGCACAGUUGUGGCCCACGAGAUCUUGUGUCUCUUCAUACGCCCUUGAAAGCUCCCGAUUGCUUCAGGUCAUCCUGGCAGACAUCUAUUCGUCGACAUCGAUUGAGCGUCCUAUGUACCCUCUCUAUUCCAAACCAGGAAAAUGUCCUCUUGCAAUGCUUUGGAACCUAUGGUUCAAGAAAUGGGGAUGGCUCGGCGAACUUGUUGACUGA
Molecule: messenger RNA, 1839 nt
Organism: Fusarium fujikuroi IMI 58289
Lineage: Eukaryota; Fungi; Ascomycota; Sordariomycetes; Hypocreales; Nectriaceae
Product: related to transcription activator protein acu-15
Exons: 3
Coding region: 1-1839 (612 amino acids)
Biological process (GO): regulation of DNA-templated transcription; DNA-templated transcription
Cellular component (GO): nucleus
Molecular function (GO): DNA binding; DNA-binding transcription factor activity, RNA polymerase II-specific; zinc ion binding
Source: RefSeq, a predicted model, not a curated record